AUGCACAACCUGAUAGCUACUGGCUUGGCAACAGUCUCAAGUCACUGCUCUCUCGUCAGUUUUUUGUUUUUAGGACAGGAGAAUAAUUGCCCCUCCAAUGUUUUGGAAUUGGCCAGCGUGGAACUAGACGGUCUCAAGGCCAAUGGCCCCACCUAUCAUUCUUUCCCUCCAGCUUGCCACGCUCUACUGAUGAACAUUGAAGGAAACAAUCGAUGUAUUGACUGCGGAGCCAACAAUCCACAAUGGGCCACUGUGACCUAUGGAGCGCUGCUCUGUCUUAAAUGUAGCGGUAUGCAUCGAUCGCUGGGAGUGCAGGUCUCUUGUGUGAGGUCUGUUACCAUGGAUGAUUGGUCAUUGCAAGAUGUGCUUACAAUGUUGGAAGGGGGAAACGGUCAAUUGCGAACAUUUUUCACAAGACACGCUCUUUGCGAGAACACUGCUCAUGACAAACCAGGAAAGGUCAUCAAUUCAGAGAAUGUGACUCUGAUGCGCUACAAAACGAAAGCAGCGCUCUUUUAUAAACAACAAUUGGAUCUGCAUGUAGGGAGAGUACUUCAAGCAUUACCGUACCGAGGCAGGGAACAUUCACGGGGGUUAAAGAAUCAUCAACAGAGACCGCUCUCGAAAGCAAACUCGACAAUUUGA
Seminavis robusta is the source of this 645-nucleotide messenger RNA. The record is from the annotation of a GenBank genome assembly. NCBI's taxonomy places the organism in Eukaryota, Bacillariophyta, Bacillariophyceae, Naviculales, Naviculaceae.